Staurois parvus is the source of this 315-nucleotide messenger RNA. The record is from the annotation of a GenBank genome assembly. Lineage: Eukaryota; Metazoa; Chordata; Amphibia; Anura; Ranidae.
UGGGUCGCUCUCAGGAGUGAAUUCAAGCGUGGCACCGUGAUAGGUUGCCACCUGUGCAAUAAGUCAAUCCGUGAAAUUUCCUUUCUACUAAAUAUUCCACGGUCAACGGUUAAGGGUAUUAUAACAAACUGGAAGAAACUGGGAACAACAGUAACUCAGACAUGAAAUGGUAGGCCAUGUAAAUGACAUAGCGGGGUCAAUGCAUGCUGAAGUGCACAGUGUGUAAAAGGAACUCUUAAGGCAUCAGCACACGAAGACAAUUUGGACAAUUUCAUCCUCUCAACUUUGUGGAAACAGUUUGGGGAUGGCCCUUUC